Messenger RNA from Peromyscus californicus insignis, 1565 nucleotides. RefSeq lists its product as uncharacterized. The coding region runs from base 460 to 1554 and encodes 364 amino acids. The record is from RefSeq and is a predicted model, not a curated record. The transcript is spliced from 7 exons. NCBI's taxonomy places the organism in Eukaryota, Metazoa, Chordata, Mammalia, Rodentia, Cricetidae.
GAACCCCUGUCUUUUGCAAGAGCAACAAGUGCUCUUAACCACUGAACCAUUUCCCCAGCCCCAGUGAGAGGCUGGUCUUUAGUGAAGUUGGAAAACUCUCUUAAUUUUGUUUGUUUAUUUAUUGUUUUUCAAGAGUUUCUUUGUGUAACAGCUCUGGCUGUCCUGGAACUCGCUCUGUAAGCCACAGAGAUCUGUCUGCCUCUGGACAUCCUAUAGUGCAUAAAGACGGCUUAGUACAAAGAUGUACUUGGUCCAAAGUGUCAGCAACGUGCUGCGUCAGGGACCCCACCGUGAAAAUGAAGAUAAAAAGAACAGUGGUGUCCAUCCCAGAACUGUGUAUACGUCACUGAAAAUAAAACAGCUGAACUUUAAAACCGUUAGGCGCUUUGAAUUCUCACCUACGGCUGUGGUAAUUCCUUUUCAGAUUUCCUGUUUUCCCUUCCCAGGUCUCAUGGCAGAAUGGAGGAGUUCCUUGGCACCACGCCUUUUUACUCUGGGCCCAUGUAUUUCUUUGAUCAGUUCAAACCGAAAAUAAGAAGAUGGAAAAAGGAAACACAGGAAGAUCAAUUCUUGUACCCAAAGGAGAAGGAUGAUGUUGAAGUUCUAGUCCAGAACCUUGAACAUCUCAGUCACCAAAUCGAAGAAUCAACAGAACCAAAGGAAGCCCAAGAGAACACAGUAGCUUUACCUGAGAAAGAAGACAAGUCCCACACGCUCAUCAUCUCAGAACCUCCAAGUAUUCCCAAGUUUCCUUUGAAUUCUAAAUUCUCCAAAACGUCCUUGUAUAAGACCCUCUUUGAAGAGUACAAACUCAUCGCCUCUGAAAUACUACAUGAACUCGAGAAGACAUUGAAGAGGUACGCGAAGAAUGACAUGGCUUUUCCUGGGGGACUCAUCAAUCUCAUGACUUACAGCUGGCUAGAUCUGAUCGAGGAUUCUCACGAGAACGAAUCCCCAAAGAAAACGUUGGAAGGAGACAGGGACUUGGGAGGGGAUCCCAGCUCCAUGUCCAUCAUCAGCUUCAAGGAAUGCAAAGUCCACCCACACGCCAAGGAGCACCCUCAAGAGGAACAUCAACUUGUUAAAGCGAGAAAAAUUUCUCAGGGAGCACACAACAAACUCUCAGAAAAACCAUCUCUACUCGGUCACCCCCAGGCAUCCCAGACCACCCAGGAGAGCUGUAUAUCCGGGGUCAUUCACUUCUCACUAAAAUCCAAGUUCUGCUUUCAAAAUGGUUGGAUUCCUUGCUCAAAAUGGGAAAUGCUGAAAUUCAAGGCGGACCUCAGUACAGCCGUGAAGACACUGCAGAUCGCCACAGUUCGAAUAAAGAUGGAAGAAGCCAAACAAAAAAGAGACGGAUUCAACAAACAGCCGAUCCUGCGCCACUACAACGACCCAGAAGAAGAGGAGGAGACCGCAGAGUCCACCCAGGAACCCCGGGUUUUCUGGAUGGCAUUGUUGGUGGGGAAGGCUCAGAUGCCAGCGAUGGGAGAGGCGAACCCAGAGAUGAAGAAGUUCCACUAUGCCCUGGUAGAUGGCUCGUCUCUGACCUAAUAUCCUCAUGA